AGCCUUUGAACUAAGACGGAAGCAAGAAGAAGAAAAAGAGCUAAGACUUAGAGAGCAAGUUCUGCAGCAGAGGAAGAUGAAACUUCAAGAAGCAACCAAUAAGUUCCAGCGUGUUCACCUGCCUGUUGCUCAGCCCAGGCAAAUAGUCCAGACAAAAGCAGCUUUUCAGUUAGAAGAAGCUCUCGAACAAAUUAAAAUACCAGUUUCAACACCAGGACUGUGCUUGCCCAGCAGAAACAAAACAAAUUUCAGAACCACAGAUGACACUUCAACCUCAUCAGCAUCUAGAAACAGUUCUUUCCACAAGAAGCAGAUUUCAGGAGUGAUUGGCUGGGAUAAAACAAGGGAAGAGAGCAGGAGAACAAACAUGGAUAGUUGCAAACUUCUCUUCCAGAAAAAUCUGAAAGAAAUGCAACAACUCCUUGAAAAACAGCAUCUCAGCAACUUGGAGAAUUUUUAUCAAGAAGUCAAGAAAGCAGAUGAUUCAGAUAGCCUGUCAAGCCUCGACAGUCUUGAGGCUGGAGAACAAAAUGGAAAUUGCACAACACGGAGUGAAUCAUCUUUGAGUUCACAGUGUGACUGUGUCCUGUACAAUCCAGAAAAAUCACAAACGAGGAAUAAUGAUUUGCUUUAUAUACCUCAAAGUACUUCUAAAAAUAUGCAUCUCAAUAAUUGUCUGAGAAAUGUAGAUUCACAGUACCACCACGGGAUCAAUUUUGGAACUCGACCCAUGUCUUCUAUUAGAGACAGUGUAGAGCUGGCAAAAAUGAAAAAGAAAAGUGCAAAAAAUGAAAAAUACAAUAGAAAGCUAAGAUGGUGUGAUCAAAUUAACCAGAUAAUAAUAGAAAGUGGAAAAUGCUAUGAAAAAGACACCAGUGAAAUAUCUUCUGCACAGCUGCAAUAUGUUCUAACUACAAAUAAUGCUCCUAAGACUAAUUCGAGUAUUGUUGCUCAACCUUCAAACCUCAUGUUCCUAAAAAAUCAUCAGGAAAACCCUCAUAUAUCAAAACCAAAUGUUAAUACUGAAGAAUCAAAUAAGGAAUGCACGUCUCUGAAUAUAUUUAUGUCUACUGGAUCGUCUUCUGCUAAAAAGACUUGGAUGGUAUCAAAACACGAAGAAAGCAAACACGCACUAUGUGGUAAUAAUUCUAAAUUUAGUGAAGGUAACCUACUCAAAAAUAAGGCAAAAAUAUCUAGAAGAAUAACAAGAGCCCAGUCAAGUUUUAUGCCCAAGAAAGAGAAGAGAACAGGCUCUAUAACCCAACCACAAUUGGCCACUGAAGCCAACAAAAGUGAGAAAGCUCCAGGGCUGUUGCUGGCACCUCACCCACCGUCUGCACCUCCGCCGGGACGCCGAAGGGGUGAAAACACUGGCCCUGGGAAUGAUUUAAACGGAAGGCACGUCACGUUAGCAGACUGGGUUUUAAAUCGAACCGGCACAGAAAGCAGUGAGAGCGUUACUUGUCAUUCCAUCUUGGCCACUGCAAUACCUACACCUGGCUGCAGCGCGGGCAGAUACGAACCUUGGGCAAAAAAUACUUGUUCUGUAAGCGGUGUUCAGACAAGUGCCUGUCAGGAUCAUUCAGUAACCAGCACUGAAAAAAGACCUGUUAACAUGGAAAAUGGAUUACAUCUCCACCGUAUCCCAGCAGCUGGAAAAACAAGUCCCUCCUGGCAAGGAACGCGUACUGCCCGAGCUCCAAAAGGCUCUGCUACUGGUGCUGUUCAGCACCAUGUGGCACAUUACAGUAAUUCUCAUAUAACUAAAUGGCAGCCUAUUAAAGCUAAUGUGUCCCAUGUUAUUACUGAUGGCAGCAGCCAGAUUACCAGUUUCAAAGUUGCUUCUAGGAUCAAUGAAUUGUUUUCUUUUUCUGCAAACGGUGCUGUUCCUGUUAUAAGACAAAAGGAGGUUUUUGACAACCAUGAAAAUAACACUAGAGCUUUUUCAGAAUACAGAAGACAAAGUGUAGCCUCUAAAAGAUGGAAGCCUCCUCAUCAUGCACAGCUGAGUCCUGUUCAAUCUGCAUUUGAUCCAGUACAAAAUAUGAAUAACACCUACAAAUCUGAUGAAGUUUCAGACAGCACUGUUCGGUUUCUUCUGGCAGAAAAAUUGGCAAGUACACCUGCUGCCGAGGAUGAAAUCCUGGCAGUGCUGGAAAACGUGCAACCAGCCAGAAAAGCCUUACUGCUUAACAGGGCUCGGUGUCCACGCAUGAGCACACUUUCAGUGGAAGAACAGAAGAUCUUCCAGUCUCUUGAUCGUCUCAAUCGAAGGCUACAAA
This is a messenger RNA of Apaloderma vittatum (bar-tailed trogon), 2282 nucleotides long. RefSeq names its product KIAA1377 ortholog (gene CEP126). The record is from RefSeq and is a predicted model, not a curated record. Lineage: Eukaryota; Metazoa; Chordata; Aves; Trogoniformes; Trogonidae. Gene Ontology annotation, biological process: non-motile cilium assembly; mitotic spindle organization; cytoplasmic microtubule organization. Gene Ontology annotation, cellular component: ciliary base; midbody; centrosome. The annotation marks the transcript as partial. The transcript has 9 exons.